Molecule: messenger RNA, 123 nt
Organism: Linum tenue
Lineage: Eukaryota; Viridiplantae; Streptophyta; Magnoliopsida; Malpighiales; Linaceae
Source: the annotation of a GenBank genome assembly
AAUACCCUUCCUUCUUGCAUCCACCUUUCCAGUCAUUAUAGAUACAAUAUUUUAAUAUUUUAUUUUCCAAUAUUCAAAUCACGUAUCAUCGUCACUUGUAGUAAUUUAUCAUUCAAUGAAUGA